Molecule: messenger RNA, 3169 nt
Organism: Cygnus atratus (black swan)
Lineage: Eukaryota; Metazoa; Chordata; Aves; Anseriformes; Anatidae
Gene: RANBP3
Product: RAN binding protein 3
Exons: 17
Coding region: 120-1676 (518 amino acids)
Biological process (GO): protein export from nucleus
Cellular component (GO): nuclear pore; cytoplasm
Molecular function (GO): GTPase activator activity
Source: RefSeq, a predicted model, not a curated record
CACGCGCGGUGCCGCCUCGAGCCGGCCGUGAGGUGGCGCACGCGCCGCCAGGCGGGGCCGGCUGGCAGUGGAGGCCGUCCGGCUGCGCGAUGCAUCUUGGGCGUGACUGAGGAAGUAAAAUGGCGGACCUAGCGAACGAAGAAAAACCUGCCAUUGCUCCACCUGUCUUUGUAUUUCAGAAGGAUAAAGCACAGAAGAGAUCAGCAGAUGGAUCAAGUCCAGAAGAUGGAGAUGAAUCUGAUCGAGAGGAUGGGAACUACUGUCCGCCUGUAAAGCGUGAGAGAACUUCAUCAUUAACUCAGUUCCCUCCUUCUCAGUCAGUAACAAAGAACAAUGUCUUUAUGCCAUCAAGCUUCUGUGAACCUUCUACAGGCAAUUCUGACUCAGAACAAGAGGAAAAGAGCAGUGGAUUCCGGCUGAAGCCACCAAUACUUAUUCAUGGUCAAGCACCUAGUGCAGGUCUCCCAAGCCAGAAACCGAAGGAACAGCAGCGAAGUGUGCUACGUCCUGCAGUAUUACAGGCACCACAGCCAAAAGCUUUCUCACAGAUGGUUCUGAGCAGUGGGACCAAUGGCGUAAAUAUCCCACCAGAUUCUGCAGCCACAUCAGAAUCACUAAGUAAUGCAACAUUGAAAAGUUCUGACUCUGAAGACAAGGCGGGAGAAUGUCAGAAAAAAGAGCCCAACAACAGUUCAGAUGAUGACAGCUGCGAGAAGGCAGAGUUAAAUGCACAGCAAGCAUUUGUAUUUGGGCAAAACUUAAGAGAUAGAGUUAAGUUAGGAGAUGAAAGCGAUGAAACUGCCGAUGUGCAGAAUGCUGGCAUUCCGACAUCAGACACGCCUUCUGCAACAAAUUAUUUCCUACAGUACAUCAGUUCCAGUAUAGAGAACUCUACAAACAGUGCAGAUGCAUCUAGCAACAAGUUUGUUUUUGGACAGAACAUGAGUGAGCGUGUCCUAAGUCCACCAAAAUCAAAUGAAGGUAGCACAGAGAGUAAUAAGGAGAAUGCUGCUACAGAGUCUGGGUCCGAAUCAUCUUCUCAGGAAGCCACACCAGAGAAAGCGAAUAAUAUUUCAGAGUCACUGGCAGAGUCUGCAGCAGCCUAUACUAAAGCAACAGCAAGGAAGUGUUUAUUAGCGAAGGUAGAAGUGAUUACUGGGGAGGAAGCCGAAAGUAAUGUUUUACAGAUUCAGUGCAAGCUGUUUGUAUUUGAUAAAAACUCUCAAUCUUGGGUAGAAAGAGGUCGAGGACUUCUUAGACUCAAUGAUAUGGCUUCAGCGGACGAUGGAACAUUACAGUCUCGGCUGGUGAUGAGGACUCAGGGGAGUCUCAGGUUAAUCUUAAAUACCAAGCUCUGGGCUCAGAUGCAGAUCGAUAAAGCCAGUGAGAAGAGUAUCCGGAUCACUGCCAUGGAUACAGAGGACCAGGGAGUUAAAGUUUUUCUUAUAUCAGCAAGCUCUAAAGAUACAGGGCAGUUGUAUGCUGCAUUACACCACCGGAUCUUGGCUUUGCGGAGUAGAGUGGAACAAGAACAAGAAGUCAAGAGUGUAGCACCUGAGCCAGAAGUAACACAAUCAAACGAGGAAGACAGUGAUGAUGAUGUCCUUGCACCUUCAGGAUCAGUUGGAAGUGGUCCUAAUGACGAAGGUGACGGGCAGAAUGUUGGCAGCACAUAGCAGAUGUGAGCCGAUCUGCUUGCAAGGCUGCUAUGAACACCAUCUUGCAGGCAUCUCUCUGGAUACCCCAGGCCAGCUAUUGUUUCAGGCAGUGUUGAAGGCUCCAGGACUUAAGAACUGUGCAUCCCUGUUCUGUUUGUUUGGUUUUUUGGUCUGGAUCAGUAGAUUCCAUACAAAAAAAAAAAAAGCAGACUUGGAAACUACCUGAAUGUGGUUUGGGACGUGAAAGCUCAUCAUAUUGAUGAGCCAAAAAAAAAAAAAAACAACCAAACAUUUCCCCUCUUCCUUGUAAUUAAAAUGGCACAUUACAGCUUGUCACAGCUUUUCAUUGGGACCUUUUGACUGUUUCUUCAGUAGUUCAUGUCUUGCAGGCCUCCGAGAUAGAACUUUCCAACACGGUUCCAACAUGAAUUCUGCUUUGGUAACCCCCUACUCCCCCUUAUGAGUUUCUGCCACCUGCAGGGAAACUGGGUCCUCACCAGUUCCUACGCUCACUGACUGCCCUUUUGGGUUCAUUCUCUUUUUGGACUGCAGAUGGGGCAGCUUGCAUUUUUACCUUUUAAUCCCAACGUAGGUUGUGGACACCGUUGUUCCCUGUCUAGUGGGUUUGUAAACAGAAAGAAACAAAACAUUGUGAUUCACCAGAGAAGCUUUUUUAAUGCGUUAAUAAGAGACUUUAAAGUCCACAGGACAUUUUGCUAACUCCUUUUCUUUCUUCCCAUUUCAUUAUUAUUAUUUGGGGAUUUAUAUUGUGGUGAUACUUUUUUAUUUUAGUUUUUCAAUAAGAUGCUCUUGUGUGUUGAAAAAGUGAAACUAUUGUUUUGUACUGUUCUUUUCUGUUACUAUUUAAGGGAGAGCUAAGCCACUAUAUAUAAUAGAUGUUGCAUACAAUUUUUAUUAGAAAAUUAUAUGUUUCUGUGGCUACAGUAAAGUGUAGGGAGGCAUACAGGUUACACCUUCAGAAAAGUUGAUGAGGAAGCAGCUGUUAGCCCUUGGAAGAAUAAAAUAGGCUCAUGUAAUGAGCUUGGUCAGCCAUUAAAAUAAAUCUGUAUAAUAAAGCAGCUCUCAUUUAAUGGCUUGAUUCAACAAGCCAUUUAAGCACUUGCCUGACUUAACUACAUGUGAAUAAUCUUACUGAAGUCAAUGCAACUAUUCAUGCUUAAAGUUGAGUACAUUUUUAAAUAUCUUGCUGAAUUAACGGCCUUAAAUAGAAAAUUAACUUUUAACCCUUCCUGUCCUUAUUCUGUUUCCUGAAGUCUUGCAGCAUGAAGAAAAAAGGUAAUAUUGCCAGCUUUGAAUAGUUUGGGCUGAAGGAUAUUGUAUUCUGUUCCACCAAAAUAAAAGCAAGAAUGUGUUUUCCUGUGUGUAAUUCUGAAGUACUCCUGCUGUAACCGUAACUCACUUUUUUACUUUGGACGUUUUCUGAUCAUUUGGGCCUUUUGUGUGAAAGUUGAGUUUUAUUUUGUUAUUAAAACAUCUGGUGUUAUGGAGCA